AGCUCUAUUAUAGUCCUCGUAACAAUAACAAAACAAAUUGAUAUUGGAAUCAGAUCAAUAGAAUGAGCUUGGACGACGUUGUCUAUGUCCUCUGCCUGUUAGGGUGCAUUGGAGCCGGAAGCUAUAUAAGAAGAAUUCAAGAUGAACAACAGCGAAAACUUAUCUCAACUGGUCUGGGAAUCAUAGUCAUUGUAGUCGUUUCUGGCUUCCACAGUUUGCACUGUUUCAUUUCACUGGCUUUGGGAUCAGCAUGUGUUCUUUUGGUAGAGCCCAGCAAGUGUCACCUUGUCACGUUUGUUGUCAUGUUUGGAUAUUUGGUUUUCUUCCGACUCUUCGAUUUCUAUCUAAGCAUUCCCGGGCAUACGAAUAUGAUUCAAAUGUUACUUACACUUAAGGUCUCUGGCAUAGCCUUUGAAAAAACGGCUUCUUGGAAGCGACUCAUGGCUAGAGACGAACAGACACAAAACGAAAACCGAGAUGUGAAUAGCGAGACAACUAUUGAAAUUACAGACUAUGAUGUGGAACUACAGCAGCUGAGCGCUGCCGAGAUUCUGCAUUACAGCUUUAAUUAUAUUGGAGUGCUAACGGGUCCAUACUAUCGCUAUAGAACAUAUCGCGAUUAUUUCGAGAUGCCGUUCAAGCAUUAUGCCCCAAGCGUUGAGUCCACUAUUGAAAAGCUUAAAUAUGCUGUGUUCUACUGUAGUAUUUAUCUCACUACCAACUAUAUUUGGCCUCUUGAAUAUGCCCUAAGUGACGAGUUCUACAAUGAGCGAUCCUUUGUCUACCGCUUGUUAUAUGUUUGGCCAGUAUUCUUCGUUUUCCGGGCACGCAUUUAUACAGGUCUCACGCUCAGCGAAUGUGUAUGCACCAUGGCUGGAUUCGGCGCUUACCCUGAAGAAGCAGAUGCUAGCAAUGGCGAAGGACCUCGAAAGCGUUAUCAGCAUCUAAAAAGAAAUGCCGAGAAACUUAGCUACAAUUUCACCACUAUAGUCAACACUCGAGUGCUCGAAGUGGAAAAGUGUUGGACUUUCCGCGAGGGAAUGAAACAUUGGAACGUAUGUGUUCAGUAUUGGCUGGCAGUGAAUGUGUACAAGCUUUUCCCCAGUAAAAAGUACAGAACUGGCGCCACUCUGUUAUGUUCAGCCUAUUGGCAUGGGUUCCGACCGGGACACUAUUUCUGCAUUAUGGGUGCUCCAUUCUAUGUAGCAUUGGAAGAUAUGUGGCAUAAGAUAGUGAGAAAGGAUGCAACUGGCCUAAGCCGCAAUGUGAUUGAUGUAAUUUUCUGGAUAUUUAAGUGGUUUGCGUUUAGUUACUUGGGCACUGCCUUCCUGUUGUCUUCAUUUAGUCGCAUUUGGCAUUUCUACAACUCGGUCUAUCACAUUGGAUACAUAAGCUGGUUGGCAAUGAUUUUGCUUGGAUUGUAUCUGACAAACUUAAAGAAAGCAGCAGAACGUAGACAGAAACGAAAACUAGAAACUGAAGCUAGUGGAGAUAGGGAAUCCACUGCUAUCAAGGAAAAAGCCCAAUAGGCUUUUUCACAAUUGUAAACUCCCAUGAUUUUGUUAUAUAAACGGCUUUAUUUUUAUGACAACUUAUUGGUAGUUAUUUGUUAAAAGGUAUGUCAUAAAUAUAUGUCGUAUAAUUGUA
Molecule: messenger RNA, 1647 nt
Organism: Drosophila willistoni
Lineage: Eukaryota; Metazoa; Arthropoda; Insecta; Diptera; Drosophilidae
Gene: frj
Product: lysophospholipid acyltransferase 7
Exons: 6
Coding region: 63-1529 (488 amino acids)
Biological process (GO): lipid modification; phosphatidylinositol biosynthetic process
Cellular component (GO): mitochondria-associated endoplasmic reticulum membrane contact site; membrane
Molecular function (GO): lysophospholipid acyltransferase activity
Source: RefSeq, a predicted model, not a curated record